Aspergillus steynii IBT 23096 is the source of this 1810-nucleotide messenger RNA. Its product is annotated as Zn(II)2Cys6 transcription factor. Lineage: Eukaryota; Fungi; Ascomycota; Eurotiomycetes; Eurotiales; Aspergillaceae. The record is from RefSeq and is a predicted model, not a curated record. Gene Ontology annotation, cellular component: nucleus. Gene Ontology annotation, molecular function: DNA-binding transcription factor activity, RNA polymerase II-specific; zinc ion binding; transcription cis-regulatory region binding. Gene Ontology annotation, biological process: positive regulation of transcription by RNA polymerase II. The coding region runs from base 200 to 1810 and encodes 536 amino acids. The transcript has 2 exons.
AGGAUGUCGACGCUCCUGUCAAUGCUCAUACGGUAGCUAUGUGACUCGACUUCAAUGGCUAUGAAUAACCCUCAAGGUCAACUCAUGUACUCACACUCUAGCUGAUCACCCGGAAUAAUCAUCUCUUCAUCUUUGAUAAGAGUUCACCAAUCUGGCAGAGGCACCUGUCAGUACAUGCAAUCAAGCGUACGAACAGACCAUGGCAUCAGACGCAACACCCCAAACCAAGAAAGUCAAAUCACGAAGUCAUCACGGCUGCUCCAACUGCCGAAAGAGCCGACUCAAGUGCGACGAGCGAAAGCCAGUCUGCACGCGCUGCUGGCAAAAGGAUCUCCCGUGCACACCCGACACCACGCUGAAAUGGGAGUCGGAUUUCCACAGUCGCGGACUGGCCUUCGGACGGACAGGCGUAUGGUCCAAGGGCUCGUCACCGAAAUCAGGACGCACAGUGGACCAGAAUGUCUACUCUGCGUACCCCGCCAUCGAGUCAUGGAGCUUCCUACACGGUGACUUUGCCACGCUGAAGCGGCUAUACGAGGCUGAUCAGCUCGGCACAGAACCGCGGGUGGUAGAUCGGAUCGAUCGGUUUGCUACCCAGGGUCCUCAGCGAUCUCUGGCUCUAUUCCCCGAACUGGAUGGUCUGGGGAAUAGCUUAUUUUUCGACUACUAUAUUAAGCACAUCUGCCCACGGACGAUCUCGAGCCUGAAAUCACAGUCUCCGUUCGCGACGGUUCUCCUUCCUUACUGUGCGUCUGCGUCGCCAACGGUGCUCAAGGCCAUACAGGCGUUGGCGGCAUGUCACUGGUCUCAAACGAACUCGACACAUCAAGCCGUUGGUCUGCGCUUGAAGAACCAAGUCCUGAAUGACCUCCGUCACAUGAUCAAUAACACCGCGUUUGUUCUGUCGGCGGACCCGGAAGUCCUCGUGGUCAUUAUGAUGCUGUGUAUGUAUGAGAUCGUGGACCACUGCGACAAACGAUGGAUCGUUCACAUGCAAGGCGCGAAGGAUAUCAUUCGAUUGCGGCGCCAACGGCUCAUCAGCUCGACAGAGCACCCUGUUUCCUCAUUCGCUGAAAGGUUCUUCGCCUUCCAGGACGUGAUGGGGCGUACGGCAUGCGCAAAAGCCGAUCUCUUCGGACCGUCUUAUUGGCGCGACAACGACCAGAGCAUUGACCAGUGGAUGGGAUGCAGUCCAGAACUCGUGUCGAUACUUUUCUCAAUCAUGGACCUGAGCAAGGCUCGAAGAGAGCUUGUUUCCGACUCAGAUCAGGUCACGUUCAACAUCAAAGCGUCAUUAUUGAACCAGAGACUGGGGAAUCUAGUUCAAGAGCCGGAUGACGCUGAGGAUGAAACCUUGCGAACAGUCGCAGAACUGAAACACCUAGCCUGCCGAGUGUAUUUGAAUUGCGCAUUGUACAACGCCAGACCCUCGACCUCGUUGAUCAAAGACCACGUACGCAAGAUACUAAAGACUGUCUUCAUGUUCCUGGAACAAGGACUAGUGGUGAAUGUGAUGUGGCCCAUCUUCGUCGCAGCCGUGGAGCUUGAUCCGCUGGAUGACGAGUUGUGGUCAGACGAGACAACAGGAACUCCAACAUACGGUCGCGCUCUUGUGCUACGCGCUCUAGACGUCAUGACGAAAUCCAGCGUGUCAAGCGUGUCGCGCACGCGUGCAGUGAUCAACAAAGUCUGGCAAGCCCGGGAUUUUGACCUCAUGAAGUCUUCCGACAAAGGCAGUUCCUGCGCGCUGGGAUACAACGACUGGGAAUGGUAUGUCGUUCCAGUAAGCGAUGCGCUGAGUUUGGCUUAA